CCGGGCCCAGCGCCCGGCCCUCCGCAGCGCGCAGCCAGCCCCGGUGGGGACAGAGGAACUGCCGGCAACAGCCACCACUUAGUGCGUGGUGCUUCCUAGUUUUGCAAAGCACUCUCACUCACACUUAACAUCUGAGCCUCGAGCGGCCCAGCCCUGAGAUUGUCCCUCUAUCCUGAAGAGGCAUCUGAGGCCCAGGAGCCUGUUCAUUUCCUCCCACUAGGCCUCAGUGUCUUGAGAGGAGGCCUUAUUCCUCUUUCCCUGGAAUCUUAAGCACAGUGCCUGCCGCUAGUGGGCCCAAGUAUCUGCCCAGUGCCUCGGAGACCUCCUCUGAGUCCCAUGGACAGUAAUGGCAUGACCUGUGCUUCUCUCAGAACUGUCCCACUGUGUGGUGCUCUUUCUGAGCUCAUCCUUGUGCAAACUGCUGCAACCACAGCUAGAAGGGGCCAGGGCCAUGGGUAGGAGCUGUGUGGGGGUGGGGGUGGGGUGUUUCAAAGCCCAGGCCCCAGUGUGAGACCCUGCCACAGUUUGUAAAUCACCAGGGAAGAUGAGAGAUAUACGUAGAGACAUAUGGCAUCUAGACAUGAAUCAGUGCAGGGCACAUGGCAAACCUCACUGUGGGGCCUAAUCCGUAGCCCCUGAAACAGUUCCUGGGAAUCUUAGCCCCUUUCUGAAAUGGAAGUCUGAAUGCAAAGAGGGCUACAUUGCAGAGCAAGACAGCCGCGACCCCCGGCACACAAGGGCCAACUCCCUGGAGAGCUCGACCGUUUGAGGCGUGCACCAGAUGAGGUGCUACUGAUCCAGGAGGCCAAGAAAGAGUGCCGUGGGUCUUGGUACCUACCCGCAGGGAGAAUGGAGCCUGGGGAGACCAUCGUGGAGGCACUGCAAAGGGAGGUGAAGGAGGAGGCCGGGCUGCACUGUGAGCCUCUGACAUUGCUGUCUGUGGAGGAGCGGGGCCCCUCCUGGAUCCGCUUUGUGUUCCUCGCUCGAGCCACGGGUGGAAUUCUGAAGACUUCCAAGGAGGCGGAUGCAGAGUCCCUGCAGGCUGGCUGGUACCCACGAACCUCCCUACCCACUCCACUGCGAGCUCAGGACAUUCUGCACCUGGUAGAGCUGGCUGCCCAGUACCGGCAGCAAGCCAGGCACCCUCUUCUUCUGCCCCAGGAGCUUCCCUGCAGUCUGGUCUGCCAGCGGCUCGUGGCCACCUUUACAAGCGUCCAGACAGUGUGGGUGUUGGUGGGCAGAGGGGGGAUGCCUCACUUGCCCAUCACUGCCUGCGGCUUCACUCCCAUGGAGCAAAGGGGUGGCAUCAAGAUGGCCAUCCUGCGGCUGCUACAGGAGUGCCUCACCCUGCACCACUUGGCGGUGGAGACCAAGGGGUUGCUUGGACUGCAGCACCUGGGCAAAGACAAUGCAGAUGGCAUCUGCUUGAAUAUGCUGGUGACUGUGGCUUUUCGGAACCCAGGGAUGCAGAGUGAGCCCCCAAAGGUUCGGGGUGAGAACUUUUUCUGGUGGAAGGUGAUGGAGGAAGACCUACAAAGCCAGCUCUUACAGAGGCUUCAGGAAUCAUCUGUUGUCCCAGUCAACAGAUAGGAAGGUGCCAUCGUUGUGCAAGGAGCUGGGCACAUGUGCCCCCCACCCCACCGUAGCCCUGCCUUCCUUUGGGGAGGCAGGAGGUUGGCAGUCAGGGGUCUUGUUGCAUUGGGAGCAGGUGAUUCUCCUAGUUCUAAGGGUAAUUUCCUUCUCUGUGGAAUAGGUCCCUACAGUGCACCGAAAGGACAGUGCCUUUAACCAAGCAAGAAGGUCAGAGCUCAAGGAUCUAAUUGCCCUAUGGGCAAAAUGAGGGCACUACUCCCUAAGGGGAUGUGGGAAAUUUCUGAACCUGAGAGGGCAUCUAUCUACUCAUCAUUUUCCAUGCUUGCCUCAGUAAAGGCCUACACCUGGAUUCUCAUACACUUAGAACACGGACUUGGGGUGCUGGGGGAGAUUGUUCCAAGGGAGUGGGCUCCAUGCUGAGUAAAUAGGUGGUUCUUGCUUUGC
Molecule: messenger RNA, 2037 nt
Organism: Mustela erminea (ermine)
Lineage: Eukaryota; Metazoa; Chordata; Mammalia; Carnivora; Mustelidae
Gene: NUDT18
Product: nudix hydrolase 18
Exons: 3
Coding region: 685-1590 (301 amino acids)
Molecular function (GO): 8-oxo-dGDP phosphatase activity; 8-oxo-GDP phosphatase activity; magnesium ion binding
Source: RefSeq, a predicted model, not a curated record